CGACCAGUUAGUCUGUCUCGCACGCCGGUCGUGUGUUUUUCUACUGUACGUCUGUAGUUUGUUAUAUUUAUUAAUUUCGUUUUUUAAUUAGUGUAGUCGUGCGUCAUCGAUCAUAUUGAUAAAUAUUCAUACAUACAUUAUUGUGAUAAAUUGCAAGUGAUCAUAUGCUGUCCGUCAGAUAAUAAUCAUAUAAUAACAUAAUGGGUUAAAUAUCGGGAUGUGCGCUUGUUACAAUAAUAAUCAUAUAGUUACUGUGCGAACGUGAAACGAUGGUGAUAUUUGUGUGGUUCUAGUGGAAUUUUUCCGAUAAUUUUGAGCCGGAGCCGCGUAAAAACCAUAAUGGAUACGAGUAAUGUCGACCGAUAAGAUGCAGUGCAAGUGCGGCCUUUGGUGCGCAUUCCUCGUAUUUUUGGCCGUGUCUGCCGUUUCUGCCGCCCAACUAAUCAAAGAUGAUUUGAUGGUGGUGAUUCCUACCAGCAUGCCGGCUGACGAUGGGCGAUCCACAACCGACUAUCGACGGCAGCGUAACGUAACCACUAGACCGGUGGUCGGCGCUCUCAGGAGGACGCCAAUGCCACCACUUAACCGAGGAGGAUCCGGACCGAUUUCGCUGGACCCGCUAUCGGACGUCGAUGAGACGUCGAUGCCCCGGGUAAAGAAGAAGAUUAAACACAAACGAACGUGGGAUGAACCCGAGGCCCAAGGAUCGGAAGUGCGAAACGCCACGUCCAAGAGACCAGACCGGAUCAAAACCCGUAGGCGGUUGUUGGUACCAUCGUCGAGCACGGCUAGGGCACUCCGGACAGCGGCCAUUUCGUCCUUGCAAGAAGACCCGUACUAUGAUUUUGGAAAGAAGAUCAGACACUCGUCGCAGCCGCCGUCCCCACAAUCCACAGUAGAUGGGCUUGACGCGUCGUCAGACUCAGAAACUAGGACGUCGCUCAGGUUGCCGGUGGUCGUUCAGCAAGUGCAGGAUGCCACUCCCCGAACUAGAGCACUACCACCACCGCAUAACCGCAACCACAGUACUGUGGCAACGACCAGGCGACCUGUAGAGAACUCAGCUGCGCCGGCGGUGGAGUGCCUGUAUCCUAGGUUCACCAGGCGGAAUAACAAAUCGCGAACUCGAAGGGAUGUACGGUGCUUGCCUGAAUCGGACAGCAGAACCACGAGGAUAUUAUCAACCGUCGUCACGUCCGUAUCAGUCAAGGGGAGCUCGCAGAAGAAAAACGACUCUUCCGCUGAGCUCGGUCAACAUUCCAUUGAAAAUCACCGCCUAAACGCCAACAGUGACGGUGACGCAACCGGUGCGUACAAUCCCGGGCCGCUUACGUCUACGGUAAGUUCGGAACCCGCGAUCGCGGUGUCGGCGUAUCCGAAAUACCUCCGGAACCGGUACCGAAACAUAUCGCUGCCUGAAUACUUGGAGAUCACUAAAGUCAACCAAAGACGAUUGAACGGCACAACUUUGGCCGGAAUCGCGUCCAUAGUGUCGACCACUGCUUCCACUAUUACCGCCUCAACAACGUCCACCUCCACAGUUACGACGGCUUCUGGUUCGUCGUCUCCAGAUCGUCCGGUCGUUGGCACCACCGAAACGUUGGACGCAUCUAAUAUCAACGAUCGGUCUUCCACUGAAACUCCUCAGCCACCGCCCACCGACUUGCAAGAUUUCAUUUAUUUGAAUAACGGCACGUCGGAAGCGCCUGUCGACGAUAUCGCUACUGACGUCGCUGCCCCGAUCGUCUCCACCACCACCACAGUGGACACAGCCGUCGAAGCCCGCCAAAGAAGGCCGCUGCUACAGCGCAACAACAUCACCAGACUGUCAGCCGAACAUGAUGUUGGCGUGGUGUAUCCAGACGGAUUGGCCACUUCCGUAUACUUUUUAACGUUUUUAGCUAUCGUGCCGUUGGUAUUGGUGAUUGUUUUCGCAUUCAAGCUGGCUAUGCGACGAAAAAAAAAGAAAGUGUUCGACAGUUCGGAAUAUUCAUCGGAGUAUAAUCGCAGCCCGCUGGACUUCAACACGAUCACAUCGUCUCCGAUCACCACAAAACUUCCCAGGGUGCCACAACACAUUGUUUGGGAUGCUGAGAAGACGCCCGCCGUCCCAGUACCUAUGAGCAACAGCCGUUGGGAGUUCCCACGAGAAAAGCUGCGGCUUCAGACCAUACUGGGCCAAGGCAAUUUCGGUCAAGUGUGGAAGGCUGAGGCGGACGAUAUUAGUGGACACGAGGGUCUUACUAGGCUCGUCGCCGUGAAAAUGGUCAAAGAGGACGCUGCGUCUCGGGAGAGAGAAGAUCUGAUCAGAGAGCUGAGUAUUAUGCAACAUCUCGGAUCGCAUCCGAACGUCGUCACGUUGCUGGGAUGCUGUACAGAGAAAGAACCGUAUUUACUGAUCAUGGAAUACGUCAUGUACGGCAAACUAUUGGCGUUCCUCAGAGAUCGACGGACACGAUCGCAUUAUUUUAAUUUUAGCGACUCGACUGCUUCGCUCACGUCUAGAGAUUUAACCAUGUUUGCCUAUUGCGUAGCACGAGGAAUGGAUUUUCUGGUCUCGAAAAAAAUAGUGCACAGGGACCUAGCUGCAAGAAACGUAUUGGUUGACCAUAAUAAAUUAUGCAAAAUAGCCGAUUUCGGUAUGUCUCGUAAUGUCCGCGACACUAACCAGAUUUACGAGCAAAGGCAUACAAAGGGUGCUUUGCCUAUCCGUUGGAUGGCUCCGGAGUCGUUGCAUUAUAGUAUAUUCACAUACAAGACUGACGUGUGGAGCUUUGGUGUAUUAAUGUGGGAGAUUGUCACUCUAGGUUCAACCCCUUACUGCACGAUGGGUGCACGCGAAGUAAUGAGACGCGUGCGCGAAGGCUAUAGACUUGACAAACCGGCGCAUUGUCGAUCCGAAUUAUUCAGGGUGAUCACCAAGUGUUGGGCAGCCGAUCCGUCCAAGCGACCCACGUUUGCCGAGCUGAAACAAGAGCUAGGUGCGCUCCUCGAAAACCCAGAAUUCGAGGGCAGCUACGUGGAUCUAGAGAGCCUCGUCGAUGAAUCUGACAGCAAUGCCAAGGACAGACAAUAAUAUUAUAUGUACCUAUAGUGCCUAUAGUAUUGCUUACGCAUAUUAAUAUGCAGGCUGAAGUGAUCUCCCAAGCUGGAACAUGUUUAUCAAUUUCUUCGCAAAAGAAUCACAAAAAAAUUAUAUUAUUUUUUUAUUUGUUGUAUGUUUUAACAGUUUUUUUAGAUUCCUUUUGAUUUAUAUGGCAUUUAAGUAGUUUUAUACUUAGAACAGAAAUAUUAUAGAUACACAUGAUUAUUUAAUCAGUUUGAUUAUGAUUAUUGUUUUCAUUUAAUCGUAACUGCAAAGUGCAAAUAUCACGAUUGAAUUCAUACGAAUAUGUAUGUUGCUUAAAUCCAUAAUGUUAUUUAAAUAUGAUACAUACAUAUAAUAUAGAUAUAUAUAUAUACUAUUAUUAUAUUAUAUAUACAUUUUUUUUUUACCUAAAAGUAGCAAAGUGUAAAAGAACUGAUUUAAUGUAUUUGAUGCAAUAUAAAUCAAUAUGAUUGUAACUUAAUAAACAUAUAUAUACUACAUAUUAUUUAUAUUAGUAGAUUUUAGGUUUAUUUGUUUACUUUAUGUCAGUUGUAAAUGUAUAGUAAAAUUAAAAUGUAACAUUAUUUUUUGUUUAAUGAUAAAUAUAACUAUCUAUGAUGUGUA
Aphis gossypii (cotton aphid) is the source of this 3712-nucleotide messenger RNA. Its product is annotated as ephrin type-A receptor 3-like. The coding region runs from base 353 to 3076 and encodes 907 amino acids. Gene Ontology annotation, biological process: protein phosphorylation; multicellular organism development; cell surface receptor protein tyrosine kinase signaling pathway. The transcript has 6 exons. Gene Ontology annotation, molecular function: ATP binding; transmembrane receptor protein tyrosine kinase activity. Gene Ontology annotation, cellular component: signaling receptor complex. Lineage: Eukaryota; Metazoa; Arthropoda; Insecta; Hemiptera; Aphididae. The record is from RefSeq and is a predicted model, not a curated record.